AUGUUUCAGUUCAUCAACCAUCACAUAGGUUCGCCAGUUCAACUGUUAGUAACUGUCGAGUGCCAAGAUGCAGCGGAAUGCUCUACUUCUGUUCUCCGAAUCACAAGUACUGAGGAAUGCUCUACUUCCAAAAGGAGGAAAGUUGAUUAUGUUGUCCUCCCACCUACUUCGCCUCAGCCAGAAGGCCCAGAACCCCAAGUCUCAAAACAAACCCUUCCAAAUGCGCGUCAACUUUUUAAAUGCAAGAAUUGCGAAAAAGUAUUUACCUCACAUCAAGCACUAGGCAGCCAUCGGUCUAGCCAUAAGAAAUUGCCAUUGCACAAGAAAAGGCCAAAAGUACAUGAAUGCUCAAUUUGUAAACGGAAAUUUCCAUCAGGCCAGGCACUUGGCGGGCAUAAACGCUUUCAUUGGAGGGCAUCAAGUUCCCCUGACACCACCAAUCAGGCAUUCAUGAGCGUUGUUGCCACUGAGCUGCAAGCAGGGAAUAGUAGCAGUGGAUUUAAUUGUAGAUAUCCCCACACGCUGAGGUUCAGAUUUUUAAUUUCUACUCUAGGCUUGAACAUGCCAGUACCAAUGAAUGAUUUUCCCGAAGUCAGGUUGUAUCUUGAUAUGCCCAACACUACAAUGUUUGUACAGCCAGGAAGAGAAAGCACAAGCGAGAAUGCGUCGAAUGUAAAUAUGAGGAGGUUGACAGUAGGGAGGUGA
Molecule: messenger RNA, 705 nt
Organism: Dendrobium catenatum
Lineage: Eukaryota; Viridiplantae; Streptophyta; Magnoliopsida; Asparagales; Orchidaceae
Product: zinc finger protein ZAT1-like
Exons: 3
Coding region: 1-705 (234 amino acids)
Source: RefSeq, a predicted model, not a curated record